Molecule: messenger RNA, 3564 nt
Organism: Pyrenophora tritici-repentis Pt-1C-BFP
Lineage: Eukaryota; Fungi; Ascomycota; Dothideomycetes; Pleosporales; Pleosporaceae
Biological process (GO): sister chromatid cohesion
Cellular component (GO): nucleus; cohesin complex; chromatin
Molecular function (GO): chromatin binding
Source: RefSeq, a predicted model, not a curated record
AUGAGCGCGACCGACUCACCCUCGGCGGUUGACGGAGUCGCUUCUUCGACCGCGCGACGUAAAUCUGGACGCGUAUCCAAGAAGCCAGACAGGUUCGCGCCUGUCGCGAGUCCGACCAGCAGCACAAAGCGAAAGCGUGGUGGUGACAAUGAGAACGGGGAUGACGCGACGGACCCGUCGUCUGAAGAAGAGUCGGAACAGAGCAGCGAGGAUGAGCCCGAUGAAGAGGAAUUGAAGGAGCGCAGGCGCAAGAAGAAGGCUAGAGCUCCUGCGCGUAAGCCGGCAUCAAAAAAGGCAAAGACGAAUGGCGACAGUGUCAGCCUGGCGAUUCGACCUGCGAGCAAUGCGAUCAAGAAGUUGUCCAAACGGCCACGGAAGGCGCCUAUUCGGAAAAGCACGCUUCCCGAGGAGACAGAGGGCUUAUAUGCCGAUGUCUUUGCCAGCGGAGACCGACUCGAAGAUGUGACGGCACGAUGGAUGGCGCGAUUCAACGAGCACGAGGCAAAGGCAGUGGCCGAGAUCAUCAACCUGGUACUGCAAGCUGCGGGCUGCGAUCUACGGAUAAACGAAGAUGACAUAGGGGACCCCGACAACGCGCCGAAUCGCGUAGCAGAGAUCCAGGAAGAGUUCCAGCAGUAUGAAGUCACAGACUACCCAUUGAUCGCAAAGGCAAAAGACGGUGGCGGUCAAGCUUUCCGGAACGCGUUGCAGGGCUUCUUCCUUACCCUCAUACAGACAGUCGCACAAUCAGGCCUUCUGUACGAGAGCGCGGAGCUCAUCGAGAAUAUCUCGGUGUGGCUGGGCGCCAUGUCCUCGACCGGCAACCGCCCAUUCCGGCACACCAGUACCGUUGCCUCGCUAGCCAUCACAACCGCCCUAGCCCAGGUCGCUGCGGACCUCGUCGAGAACACAGCAAAGCGCGUACGCCAAAGUGAGGCAGAAGCCAAGAAGUCGAAAGUAAACAAAGCGCGCGUCUCUGCCGCGGACAAGGAAAUUGAGGAGUACAACCAGAGGCUGGAAUUCGUUGGUGGUCAGCUGGACGACUGGUUCGCAGCCGUGUACGUCCAUCGCUAUCGAGAUGUCGAUCCAAAGAUCAGGGUCGACAGCGUGGUAGCGCUGGCAGAUUGGAUCGUCGCAUACCCCGAUAAGUUCUUCGACGGCACCAAACUCCGAUAUCUCGGUUGGGUGCUCUCAGACCCAAAUCCAUCGACGCGCAUCGAGGUGCUCCAUCAGCUCUCGCGCUUGUUCCGAGACGAAAGUAAACUAGCGGGAUUGAAGACGUUCACUGAGCGCUUUCGGCCACGUAUCGUUGAAAUGGCCACUCACGAUGCUGAAAUCAACGUACGUGCGGCAGCAGUCGAUUUACUCGACAUUCUCAGGGAAGCUGGUUUCCUAGAGCCUGAUGACAUCGACUCAGUCGGCAAACUCAUCUUUGAUUCUGACGCAAAGGUUCGCAAGUCUGUUGUUGGUUUCUUUGCCGAAAAUGUCAACGCCGCGUAUGAAGCCACGGUAGAAGACAUGGGAGGUGAAGAAGCACUCAACGAGGCCCUAGCUCCGCCUGAAGAAGAGGACGAAGAAUAUCAUAACCCGCGCCUCGAGUGGUUGAAGCUGAAAUGUCUCGUUGACCAACUGCUCUCGUAUGACGAGGACGACUUUGAGCUGCCUUCUCAAAUCCAACGCAUGUCACCGGGCCAGGAACUGAGUUUGAUAUCUGUUGGUGUCGAAUCACGGAGAUCGCUCGCUGCACAAGCUUUAUAUGAUGCUAUUCCGGAGAUCCGAGAAUGGGAGGUUUUGGCCGGAUAUCUUCUGUACGACCAUUCACAAACAGUGCAGGGCGACAGCGAUGACCCCGAGACUAUGCUCCGCCAGACCUGUCAGCUUGAAGAGAGACAUGAAACAGUCCUCCUCGACAUCCUCAACGCCGUGGUACGCAUUCGAUUGCAGCGCUUGGCGGAGGUACAAAAAGACAAGAAGAAGACCAAGACUCAACGGGAGAGCGAAAAAGAAGACCAAUCAGAUAUGGCUCGCCGACUCUCGUUGCUCAUUCCUCAGCUGCUGAAGAAAUUUGGUGCUCUUCCUGAAACAGCAGCAUUGUGUCUUCGGUUGGAGCGUGAGCUGAAUCUGGAAGUAUUUGAAGAGCUGCGACAAAAUGCAGCUCUUACAGCGCUACUUGAUGAUAUCAAUAAGCAGUUCCUCACUCAUCAUAACGAGCGCGUCCUUGGCGAAGCUAUUGGAUCUAUUCUACACGCUCAAGGUAGUGAAGAGCUAAGAGAGACGGUUGACCUCAAGGUCCAAGCACUUUGGGACGACCUGAUUAACACUUUCGACACUCUUCGGCGAGACAAGGAUUUCUCGGUACGGGGCAACUUGGAUCAGAACAUUCUCCGGGGAGUUUCCAAUGUCGUCUUAAAGAUGGCGCAGCUCGUGACUGUCUCAGACGCUUCAGUGCUCGACCAAAUUGUGGCACCCACCAAGACAAAAGGCAGAGGCAAGAAGGCAGCGCUUGAGACAGCACCAAUCGAGUCAGUAUUGCAACUUCUUGAGCGUGGGGUCCCAGUCGAAGACCUUGAUGAGGAAACGGAGGAGGCUGACGAUACUCUCGUCCGUCACGCAAUGUCUGUCAUGCUCAUGUACUUCAUGUGGAAGUGUCGAGAUUGCACCAAGCAUGUCGAGGAGGGCACGAGCAUGCCAGAAGACGAACUCAUGGCAUUAGUGGAGCGGAGGGACGCUUGCGUCACAUCUUUGAUGAAAAUCAUGGAGAGCCGAAAGGGUACCGACGAAGUCCGACUCGAUGCGGCGAACCUUUUACUGGACAUCUACACCAUGUUUUGCACGCUCAGGGUCAAGAAGGGGAAGAUGGUAAAGACGCCUAAGAAGUCACAAGGUCGUCCUUCAAACUCAGACCACGACGACUGGGAGGCUCUCUGCCGCGACAUCGACGGGGACACCACAAAGCUCAUUCUGCAGAUUCUCACGGCGUGGGAGAAUCACCUAGCCAAGCUCACCAACAAGCGUCUUGAAGAACCGGAUGUAGACGAUGAUCCCAUCGACCCCGACGACGAUCCUGAAAGCGAUGAAGAGCCCACGGAAGAGCACACUGUCUCUGACAAGCAGGUUCGCGCCAUCUUAGUCGAACAAUCGCUCGAUGCGUUUGGUGGUCGUAUCGUACAUGCCGUACUCGUCGGCGCCCUUGAUAGUGACGGCUCGGGCACCGUACGCAAACGUCUGGAGCGCAACAAGCUGAAACUCACACCUACGUGGAGGGAAGUCGUGAAUCAUCUCGAUGCUGUCAAGCAACGAAAGAUUACGAAGAAGACAGCCAAGCCCGGUAAGCAGGGCGAGAAGACGGCGAAGAGCAAAGAAACUGUCGACGUUGAUAGCGAAGACGAGGAGGAGCAGGAACAUGAAGAGGAAAAUGAGGUACUUGGUGACGAGAUUGAGGACGAGGAAAUGGCCGAUGCGGACGCGGAGCAAACAAACGGUGUAGAAGAAGGUGAAGAGAACGGCGACGACGCGGCAGACAAGGAGAGGGACACCGAAGAAGAGAGCAUUCUCGGUGACUGA